CACUUAUUUGCCUCCCAAGAAAAAAAAAAAGUCCCAAAAUUCUCCUAUCACCUUUUUCCUAUAAUUUGCUACUCUUGUUUGAUGAAAAAAACAGUCCAAAAGAAGCUAAAAAGAUCUAAAACUAAAAGCCUAUUCUAUGCAAAGAUCAAAAAAUUCUUAAAGAACUAUUCUUUAUUGCUUGUUCUUGAAGAUUUGUAGUACCUCCAUACUGCUUAACAAACAAGCUGUGUUUUUAUAGACAAAGACUGUAACUUUUUUACAAGAAAAGUUUAUUGAAAGAAUGUAUGGUGAUUCCCAACUCUUAGUUUUCUUCUGAUUCUUGUUUUUAUACAACAAGAAAAAAAACCCCCAAAUUUAAGAAGGGGUCUUUUUUUUUUUAAUGGAUUCAUCAGAGUUUGAGAAAAACCAGAACAAUUCUGGGUUAUUAAGGUUUCGUUCAGCCCCAAGUUCAUUUCUUGAAAAUUUCAUUGAUGGAGUUGGGAAUAAAGGAGAUAUGGGUACUGAGAAUAAAGGGUUGUCAUCAAAAUUCAAUCUUGAUGGUUUAAAUAACCAGUUGGUUUCUCAGAAUUCUCUUGAUAGUAAAGUUUUUGCAAAUUUGAGUAGUAAUUCACAGUUGCCACCUCAAUAUCCAAGGCAAAAUUCUACUGCUCAUAUGGUGGGGUCAAUGGAAGGGGGUGGUGGGUACAGGGUGAUGGGGUCAUUAUUGGGAAGUAGUAAUAAUCAUCAUCAGGGGCAAAACAAAUUGGCAUCAAAUCUUAUGAGGCAAAACAGUUCUCCAGCUGGUUUAUUCUCUCAACUCAAUUCUCUAAAUGGCUAUGCCACGUUGAAAGGCGGUGCUGGAGGUUAUAGAAUGGCAAAUGGUGCUAAUGGAAAUUCAACUCCAUCUUCAAGCAGGUUGAAAGGUCAUUUUGGCUUCUCAUCAGUGACACCUCCUUCAUUAGGAAUGUUGUCUCGAAUCUCAGAGGUCGAUAAUGAGAGCAGCAUAGCAACUUCCCUCGAUGAUGAUGAGAAGCGUGGAAAUGGCAACUCAGAACCUCAACUUUACAAUAUGGGAUUUCCUUUUAAUUCUUGGAGUGAUCCUUCACAGUUUCAGCAGACACUCACAGGCCACAAAAGGGAGUUGGAUAGUGAGGGGAAUAAGCUAUUUGCUAAUGCUCAGAUUGAAGAACUUGGAAAUCGGCCUCCAAUUUUGUCACACCACCUAAGUUUACCAAAGACACCAGCUGAUAUAGCAGCUAUGGAGAAGUUAUUGCAUUUUCAAGAUACUAUUCCUUGUAAGAUCCGUGCCAAACGUGGCUGUGCUACUCAUCCUAGGAGCAUUGCAGAAAGGGUGAGAAGAACACGUAUCAGUGAACGAAUGAGAAAGCUACAAGAGCUUGUUCCCAACAUGGACAAGCAAACAAACACCGCGGACAUGCUAGACUUGGCUGUCGAGUACAUUAAAGGCCUCCAAAAGCAAUACAAGGUACUCACUGACUGUCGCGCUAACUGCAAAUGCUCAGCAAUGCAGAAACCAGAUUGAAACCAAAGAGUACAAUGGAGAAGAGUAUACUUGAAUGAAGUUCAUUUUCAUAAGUGUAGAGGCUAGAAACUUUAAGAAAAAGUUAUGAGGAAUAACUACAAAGAAGAAGAAAAAAACAGAUCUUUGGCUGUUCUUUUGGUAGAUUCUUUAGACUAACAAUGUUUCAAAGUUCAAAACAAAACAUAAUUAGUUAGAAAAGUGUACAUUAGUUGAAUAAGAUUAUGCAUUCACUUUUCUCUCAAGUUAUAUAUAUAUAUAUACUUGUAGCGUAAAGAAUUUUUACACUAUCAAUGUAAUUUAGCCGAUUAUAUCAGGUAAUUUUGUAAGGAGUU
This is a messenger RNA of Solanum tuberosum (potato), 1854 nucleotides long. Its product is annotated as transcription factor bHLH130-like. Gene Ontology annotation, molecular function: protein dimerization activity; RNA polymerase II cis-regulatory region sequence-specific DNA binding; DNA-binding transcription factor activity, RNA polymerase II-specific. The transcript has 6 exons. Gene Ontology annotation, biological process: regulation of transcription by RNA polymerase II. Gene Ontology annotation, cellular component: nucleus. Lineage: Eukaryota; Viridiplantae; Streptophyta; Magnoliopsida; Solanales; Solanaceae. Bases 380 to 1522 code for a protein of 380 amino acids. The record is from RefSeq and is a predicted model, not a curated record.